GGCGGGAGAGUCGAGGGCGGGCCUGGGAGGCGGCCCGGAGGUGGGGCGCUACUGGGGGCCGGCCCGCGCGGGCUUCAUCUGCGGACGCGCGGCCUGCGCCCCAGUGCUGGGACCGCGAGGCGCCGGGCGACAAUCGGCCAGAGCGGCUAUGGGGUGCCGCUGGGCCUUCCUGAUCGGCCUCCUGGGGGCCGUGUGGCUGCUCGGCUCGGGUCACGGUGGGCAGCAGGCCCCUGAGACGGCGGCGCAGAGGUGCUUCUGCCAGGUUAGUGGUUACUUGGAUGAUUGUACCUGUGAUGUUGAAACCAUCGAUAGAUUUAAUAACUACAGGCUUUUCCCGAGACUACAAAAACUUCUUGAAAGUGACUACUUUAGAUAUUACAAGGUAAACCUGAAGAGGCCAUGUCCUUUCUGGAAUGAUAUCAACCAGUGUGGGCGAAGAGACUGUGCUGUCAAGCCUUGUCAAUCAGAUGAAGUUCCUGAUGGAAUUAAAUCUGCAAGCUAUAAGUAUUCUGAGGUAGCCAAUAACUUCAUUGAAGAAUGUGAACAAGCUGAACGACUUGGAGCGGUGGAUGAAUCUCUGAGUGAGGAAACACAGAAGGCUGUUCUUCAGUGGACCAAGCAUGAUGAUUCCUCAGACAACUUCUGCGAAGCUGAUGACAUACAGUCUCCUGAUGCUGAAUAUGUAGAUUUGCUCCUUAAUCCCGAGCGCUACACGGGUUACAAGGGACCAGAUGCUUGGAAGAUUUGGAAUGUCAUCUAUGAAGAAAACUGUUUUAAGCCACAGACGAUUAAAAGACCUUUAAAUCCUUUGGCUUCUGGUCAAGGGAAAAGUGAAGAGAACACUUUUUACAGUUGGCUAGAAGGCCUCUGCGUAGAAAAAAGAGCAUUCUACAGACUUAUAUCUGGCCUGCAUGCAAGUAUUAAUGUGCAUUUGAGUGCACGAUAUCUUCUACAAGAAACUUGGUUGGAAAAGAAAUGGGGACACAACGUUACAGAAUUUCAGCAGCGAUUUGAUGGAAUUUUGACUGAAGGAGAGGGUCCAAGAAGGCUUAAGAACUUGUAUUUUCUCUACUUAAUAGAAUUAAGGGCUUUAUCUAAAGUGGUACCGUUCUUUGAGCGCCCAGAUUUUCAGCUCUUCACUGGAAAUAAAAUCCACGAUGCAGAAAACAAAAUGCUACUUCUGGAAAUACUUCAUGAAGUCAAGUCAUUUCCUUUGCAUUUUGAUGAGAAUUCCUUUUUUGCUGGGGAUAAAAAAGAAGCAAACAAACUGAAGGAGGACUUUCGACUGCAUUUUAGAAAUAUUUCAAGAAUCAUGGAUUGUGUUGGUUGUUUUAAAUGUCGACUAUGGGGAAAGCUUCAGAUUCAGGGUUUGGGUACUGCUCUGAAGAUUUUGUUUUCUGAGAAGCUGAUAGCAAAUAUGCCAGAAAGUGGGCCCAGCUAUGAAUUCCAUCUAACCCGACAAGAAAUAGUAUCAUUAUUUAAUGCAUUUGGAAGAAUUUCCACAAGUGUGAAAGAAUUAGAAAACUUCAGGAAUUUGUUACAAAAUAUUCAUUAAAGAAAACAGAAAACAAGUUGAAACCUGCCUGUUUCUGGACUAUGAAGGCCAAAGAGUGGAAUUUCAUUCAAAGGCAUAAGAGUAAUGACAUUCUUAAGCCAAACAUUUUAUAUAAAGCUGCUUUUGUAAAAGGAUAAUUAUAUUGUUUUGAGUAAACAAUUUUUUUUUAAUUGUGUUAAGUUUAUGUAUAAUAGUAUUGUGAGUAAAAGUAACACUUUGAUGAUGUGGUACAAAUUUUAAAGUUUAAUAUUGAAUAAAAUCAGGAUUUUCAAAUUCAUAUAUGUUAAAACUAAGUAAAUGUUAUAAGUCUCUCAAUUUUGUGUGAGAAGAUGUAAUAUAAAUAAAACUGGGGUCAGUGUGUUAUGAGCGUUUAAUAGGAAAAUGCUAAGGAGGCUCAUGAAUCAUCCAUAAUUAACAACUUAAGAGCUUUCAGUACAUUUACGGUUACCAGAUUUAGUAAAUAAAAAUACGGAAUGCCCAGUUAAAUUUGAAUUUCAGAUAAACAAUAAUUUUUUUAUAUAAGUAUGUUGCAUGCAAUGUUUAAGACAUACUUAUGCCAAAAGUUAUUUCUUAUUUAAAAUUCAAAUUUAACUGGGAGCCCUGUGUUUUAUCUGGCAACCCAGAAGUACAUUGAUACGAAGUAUGAAGUAAAAAAGUAUGAGAAUUAUAUUGCUAUUUAGAUUGGCUUUUUUUAGUGUGUAGAAAGAUACAAUGACAACUCAAAGACUUAGGGUAUUUCUACACAUUGUGAAAAGUUGAAUAGAUUUAUAUAUUUAUUCUCAUAAUACUUUACCUAAUGCUGAAUAAAAUUUGGGAGAAACUUUUUAUUUUUAUAUAAUUUCAAAUUUACAGAAAAGUUUCCAAGGUAGUACAAAAGAACUCUUUACCCAGAUUAAGUAAUUGUUCACUCGUGCUGUAUCUUUCAUGCUGUCUAUACACAUGUAUACUACUUUUUCCCAAGUCAUUUGGAAGUCAGUUCCAGGCAUCAUGCCCUUUGAACCUUAAAUACUUCAGUGUGUAAUACUGGAUAAUUUUUUUAAAUGAUUUUUUCUGAGGAAAAAAAAAGUGGAACUAUAAUACUGUAAGCCUUAGAAUAAGGAAUCAUUUUGAGUGCCGGUGUAAAUAAAGUUCUUUUUGAGUUUGUUGUCCUUUUGAUGCUUGAUCUAUAUAGUCAUAGGGCAUAUAAUUUUUGUUCUUUGUACCUGAGGUUCAUUUCCUUUUUAUCCCUAAAAAUUAAUUUUGGGAGAUUUUCAUUAGUGGCAGUUCUUUAAUGAUAAAAAUAUUUGAAGGGGUUUAAGAAUUUUGAUCACAUGGUAAUUGUGAAAGAAAUUAUAAAAGAAACUGUACCUCAAAAUGAUGUGUCCCCUCUUUAUACUAGGAAGUUAUACCAUGUUGAGUUGUCACAUUAUUAAUAAAGCAGGGUUUAUUUAUAUGAUGGUUUAGAAAUACCAUUUUAUACUGCUGUAUACUUCUUUUCUGUGUCCCUGAAGCCUGGUAUAUUGCCAAGUACAUAGUAAGCACAUGGUGGGUAUCCAAUAAAUAUUUGUUGAAUGACUGUAUGAAUAUGUAUUUGGUACAUCUUAAAUGAAAAACCACAGAGCUGAGUUUAA
Messenger RNA from Lontra canadensis (Northern American river otter), 3165 nucleotides. RefSeq names its product endoplasmic reticulum oxidoreductase 1 alpha (gene ERO1A). Gene Ontology annotation, molecular function: FAD binding; protein-disulfide reductase activity; thiol oxidase activity. The record is from RefSeq and is a predicted model, not a curated record. Gene Ontology annotation, biological process: protein folding in endoplasmic reticulum. The transcript is spliced from 16 exons. Bases 149 to 1555 code for a protein of 468 amino acids. Gene Ontology annotation, cellular component: endoplasmic reticulum; endoplasmic reticulum membrane. Lineage: Eukaryota; Metazoa; Chordata; Mammalia; Carnivora; Mustelidae.